AUGCGCAUGUGCAAACCCAUUGGAUCAUGUAUUGCAUGUGGUAGAGCUGAGUACAGAAUAAGGGAUGAAUGUUGUCCUAUGUGUUCACCAGGAAAUCGUGUAUAUAAGCAUUGUACUGAAUUCACCAAUACCAGCUGUGUGCCCUGUGUUGAUUCUAUGUUCCUUGAUGAGCCCAAUGCAUCAGAUAAUAGAUGCCAUGUUUUCUCUCUAGGUUUGGGUUUGAAGGUAAAGCAGCCAUGUACAUAUUCAUCAGACACUGUCUGUGGGACACUGGAGGGGUUCUACUGUCUAGACCCAACUAAGGAUGGUUGUAGAGCACCUCAGAGACACAGCAGCUGUGAACCUGGUCAAUACAUCAGUCACACAGUUGUGGAGGUUAUUAAGUUUUAUUAG
Messenger RNA from Oncorhynchus tshawytscha (Chinook salmon), 393 nucleotides. Its product is annotated as tumor necrosis factor receptor superfamily member 5-like. Gene Ontology annotation, biological process: positive regulation of cytokine production involved in immune response; defense response to Gram-negative bacterium; positive regulation of T cell migration. Gene Ontology annotation, molecular function: protein binding. NCBI's taxonomy places the organism in Eukaryota, Metazoa, Chordata, Actinopteri, Salmoniformes, Salmonidae. Gene Ontology annotation, cellular component: external side of plasma membrane. The record is from RefSeq and is a predicted model, not a curated record. The coding region runs from base 1 to 393 and encodes 130 amino acids. The transcript has 5 exons.